CGGAUGGAUCUCGCUCGAGUGUCGGUGGUGCGGGCGGUGCAGCGGCCAGUUGGAUCAGUUGGCUGCUGACGGUACGGAACUGUUUAUAAACCUGGCAGUGUGCUCUCGCUACAACACCCUUUCUUCCGCCCUGGAACCCUCUCAGGCCGAGUCAUGGGGUUCCUUAGCUCGUCUCCUGUCCUCUUCUUACUCCUUGGAGGCUGUCUGGGCUUCGAUUUCAACAAGAACUCGGGCAGCUGCGAAAGGAUCACCAUUCCGAUGUGUAUCGGGAUCGGCUACAACAUGACUCGGAUGCCCAACCGUUUGGGACACACUUCUCAGACCGAAGCCGCCAUAAAAGUCCACGAGUGGUCGUCCCUGGUGCAGUACGAUUGUUCUGUGAACUUGAGGUUCUUUCUGUGCUCCCUGUACGCGCCUAUGUGCACCGAGCAGGUACCGGACAUUCCCAUCCCAGCCUGCCGGCCGAUGUGCGAGGAGGUCCGAGACGCCUGCUCGCCCAUCAUGGAGCAGUUCUCGUUCUCGUGGCCGGAGAAUCUCAACUGCGACACCCUUCCCGAGGAGAACGACCGCGAGAACUUGUGCAUGCUCGCCCCCAACACGUCGGAUUCCAAAGACUACAAACAACCCGAGGGAGACGGAGUGCUAGCCCCGCCACCCGCCGAGCGAAGCACGCCGAGCCCCCGGCAGAAGUGCCCGAACCCCGCCAAGUUUCUGUUCGUCGAAAAAUCGGGCGUCUGUGCCCCGAGGUGUAACGCAUCCAUCGACGUGUUCUUCAGUCGCCAGGACAAGGAAUUCGUCGAGAUCUGGAUGGGGAUAUGGUCCGUGGUCUGCGUGAUUUCCACUUCUGUCGUCAUCUUGACUUUCAUGAUUGACUCUCGAAGAUUCAGGUACCCCGAAAGACCCAUUAUCUUCAUGGCUGUGUGCUACUUCUUCUACUCCAUCGGGUUUAUCCUGCGCCUUGGACUUGGCCGAGAAACCAUCUCCUGCGACAUGGACCGAGGAGAGCCGUACUUGAUCCAGGAGGGGCUAGAAAGCACGGGCUGCACGAUUGUGUUCCUGAUCCUGUACUUUUUCGGCAUGGCCAGCUCCCUGUGGUGGGUCAUCCUCACCAUGACAUGGUUCCUGGCAGCAGGGCUGAAGUGGGGACAGGAGGCCAUCGAGGCACACAGCAGCUACUUCCACCUCGCAGCCUGGGCCGUGCCUGCGGUCAAGACCAUCGUGGUCUUGACGUUGAGACGCGUGGACGGCGACGAACUGACCGGACUCUGCUACGUCGGGAACCAGGACCAAACUGCGUUGACCUGGUUCGUGCUCGCGCCGCUUUUCACCUACCUGCUCUUGGGAACGUGUUUCAUCCUGGCUGGGUUCGUGAAUCUAUUCCGGAUAAGGAAAGUGAUGCGGCACGGCGGUAACAGUACGGAGAGACUAGAGAAACUCAUGAGUCGAAUCGGGAUCUUCUCUGUGUUCUACACUGUCCCAGCCACCUGCGUGGUCGCGUGUUACUUCUACGAACAGCAAAACAUGUCCACAUGGACCACGGCUGCCCAAGAAAUACCGUGUAACAACAACGUAGACUGUAGACUAUCCAGUUCCAUCCCUCUCGUAGCCGUGUACUGUGUGAAAAUAGCGUUUCUUCUACUCGUGGGAUGUUUCGGGACUUCUCUGUGGAUUUGCAGCAACAAGACCAUGGAGUCGUGGCAGAACUUUUGCAACCGGAGGUUCGGGGCGAAGAAAAAGUCGAACGUUUUGCUGUACCAUCAUCCACCUGGUAACGUCUCAGUAAAACAUCACGUCAGUCAUCACGCGAGUGGUUCAUCUAAAGGAGUGACUGUGCACACCGCAGUGUAACAUCAAAACCGGACAUUAUAGACUUGUUGUAAAGAGUAACAUCUAAACGGGACGUUACAGACUUGUCAAAGGGUGUAACAUCAAAACAGGGACAUUACCCAUUUGUUCAAGAGGCAAAAUAUAAAACUAAAAAGUAUUUAAAGUCUAUUUUUCGGUGGUAGCAAACGGGUUAUAAGAAGAUGUUGGAAGUGUGACAAAUGUAAAAAAUGAGCCAUAGUAUGUAACAAAGCUUUGUUAGACUUGUUAUGGAAGCAAAUUGUAAAAAGUAUAGUAUUUUAUUGUAAGUUAUAAAGUUGUAGCACUCUGCAUCUUUGGUGCUAUGAUGUAAAUUAUGUUGAGAUGUUAGGUAGAAAGAAGUGCAAAAUUGUAAGCCAUAAAAAAACAACAAAAAAGCCAGAUUAAUGUAUUGCAUGUAGUUACACCAAGGACAUUAUAUAACGUCCUUGGUUACACAGAGAUAGAUCAAGGACGUUGUAUAACGUCCUUUGGUAGAUUCAUUAUUCAGAUAUUCUCAUCUACAUCUGUUGCUUUCAGAGCUACAACAUUUGAAGGCCAUUGAUGUGAACCAAUUUAUACUGUUAGCAAUAACCUGGGAAGUAUUGAAGAAAUGGAAACCAGUUUUUGUCAAGAGCUUCUGUUCUUUUCUAGAUGUGGAAAAUUUGUUGGAAAGUCAUACCAGGAUGAUCAAUGUUUAUGUAAACACUUUGCCUAUGUUUGUUCAUGCUCUUGUGGUGUUGAUUUGUUUUGGCACACCACAAGGCCGGCAUUGUUGGAAAUGUAAAUAAUGCAACAAGCGUUUGACUUCAAAAGUUUCACAUGGCUCAGUCUGACUACUUUGGCUCUUGCCAAGUGUUUGUUGUUGUUGUUAAAAGAGCUGUCUUCAUAACAAUGUUGGGUCGGGCACUCUUAGAACAUUAACAGUCAUUAACUUCACCCAUCAUGUGACCUGAUAAUUCCACACCAGAAAUCCUGGGUAUAUACACACAGAGAUAUAAUGCAGCUUAGAAAUGGUUGGGUAGGGCUCAAACAUGUGGGCAGUUUUUCUAUUCCUGAAAAGUCACUUGAAAUGAAAUUGUUGUUUUGUUUGAAGUAACAAGUUAAAAAUGAAUGCUCGCUUAGCAUUGAAUGAGCAUGCAGGCGAUUUAUUCAUUCAUGCCAACAUAUUUUGAAAUGAUAGGUGAAGUUAAUUGUCAUGAUUUAUUUGUGGACGAUUAAACGAUGGAACUUCUGUUUUAUUUUUUCACAACUAGACCCAGGUGCUGAGAUUAUAGUUGAGACUUUUAUUACAGAACGUUAGAGUUGUUGAAUGAAGCAGUGAAAAACUUAGGUGCACUUACAAACAAAGUUGAGACAGAGGACUUGUAUGCAACAGUUGUAGAAAAAAUAAAAACGUGAAAUGUGGGAUUAAAACUUUUGUCAGACUU
Molecule: messenger RNA, 3272 nt
Organism: Branchiostoma floridae (Florida lancelet)
Lineage: Eukaryota; Metazoa; Chordata; Leptocardii; Amphioxiformes; Branchiostomatidae
Product: frizzled-9-like
Exons: 1
Coding region: 154-1848 (564 amino acids)
Biological process (GO): canonical Wnt signaling pathway; non-canonical Wnt signaling pathway
Cellular component (GO): plasma membrane
Molecular function (GO): Wnt receptor activity; Wnt-protein binding
Source: RefSeq, a predicted model, not a curated record